AUGCAUGGAGCUGCAAUUCUGGUCGUACUUGGUGCUGGCUACAUUGCCCGGCAGUACGGAAUUCCACCUCCUCCACCGAAGAUAGCUGGAAUCGAUUUAGGGACCACAUUUUCAUCCAUAGGCAUUUAUCACGCGGUCUCUGGAGAAACAACUAUUUUGCCUGAUGAUAUUGGAAAGAAGUCCGUCCCGAGUGUUGUGGCGUUUCUACCUAAUGGUACAGUAUUGGUGGGUACUCGGGCAGUAGAGCAACAGGAAAAGAAUCCACAGCGAACUAUUUAUGAUGCAAAGCGGUUCAUCGGGCGAACGUUCGAGAGAGACAACGAAAACUUCUUGGCCGAUCAAAAACGAUAUCCGUUCCUUAUAAAGUUGGACGAUGGGGGUCACGCUUUUUUUGAAGUUCCACUUGAUUCUGGGAUGAAAAAACUCUAUCCGCAAGAAGUUGGAUCAAUUAUAGUUAAUUAUCUAAAGAAUUCGGCUGAAAAACAACUAAAAACACCGCUGAACCAGGUGGUUAUCUCCGUGCCGGCCGAGUUUAGUGAGAGCCAACGCAAUGUAACUGGAAAGGCAGCCGAACUAGCCGGAAUGGAAGUGCGUCGUGUGAUCUCUGAGCCAACUGCUGCCGCUCUUGCUUACGGUUUGCAUGAAAAGAAGGGCGUGGAAAACGUGGUUGUGAUUGAUCUUGGUGGUGGAACAUUGGAUGUGUCUGUUCUUUGGCUUCAAGGAGGAGUUUUUGUAACACAAGCUAUGGCUGGAAAUAACCGAUUAGGAGGACAGGAUUUCAAUGACCGUGUUCAGAAGCAUGUUUUAUCUGUUUUGCGACAGAGAUUUGGAGAAGUCAUCAGCGACAAGGAGGAUUUACAACAGAUCCGCCUUGAGAUCGAAAAUGCAAAAAUUAGAUUGACAUUUCAUCACAAGGUUUUGAUGAAAUUUCGUCUGAAAGGUAUUGGAGAUUGGCAGAUGGAGUUACUUCGUGAUGAAUUUGAAGAGUUAAAUGCCGAUCUUUUUAAAUCAAUUGAGCAACCUAUCGAGGCCGCCUUAGCUGAUGCACAACUUGAGCCGUCAGAAGUUGAUGAAAUAGUUCUCGUUGGUGGAUCCACACGUAUACCAAAGGUGCGUCAGAUCGUCGGCCACUAUUUCGGCAAGCCUCCGAAUUUUGGUGUUGAUCCGGAGCUUGCCGUUGUCACUGGAGCAGCAGUGCAAGCUGGUGUAAUCGGAGGAGGAUGGCCUUUACAAGUUGCAGCGAUGGAACUCCCAAGUAAAAGACGAAAGCGCCAUUUCUAUACAGAGCAGCAAAAAGUAGACGAAAAAGAAAUGAGCGUAUGA
Molecule: messenger RNA, 1323 nt
Organism: Angiostrongylus costaricensis
Lineage: Eukaryota; Metazoa; Nematoda; Chromadorea; Rhabditida; Metastrongylidae
Source: the annotation of a GenBank genome assembly